Leguminivora glycinivorella is the source of this 2395-nucleotide messenger RNA. RefSeq names its product fizzy-related protein homolog (gene fzr). Lineage: Eukaryota; Metazoa; Arthropoda; Insecta; Lepidoptera; Tortricidae. Gene Ontology annotation, biological process: positive regulation of ubiquitin protein ligase activity; positive regulation of anaphase-promoting complex-dependent catabolic process; anaphase-promoting complex-dependent catabolic process. The record is from RefSeq and is a predicted model, not a curated record. The coding region runs from base 428 to 1885 and encodes 485 amino acids. The transcript has 10 exons. Gene Ontology annotation, molecular function: protein binding; anaphase-promoting complex binding; ubiquitin ligase activator activity. Gene Ontology annotation, cellular component: anaphase-promoting complex.
CACACAAAUUCUACGAUUUCUGUUUUAAACUCUCUAAUUACUAAUUUACUAAUCGAAAAUACGUUAUCUUGCUUAGAAAACAAUUUGAAAUACCUACCUAUUCGCGUUAAGAAAAUUAUCCUGUGUUUGGGAUUGUUUGUAACCUGUGAGAGAUGUCUUCAUAAGCGACCAUGGUAGUCAAGCAUGUCAAAGCCUCGGUAGCUUUGGUAGCAGUCGGUUCUCCUGCACUGCAUACUGAAACUUAUUAAUGUUUUCGCUCGGUCGGUGUGUCAAUAAUUGUGAUAAUCCCAUAUUGAACAUUAAAAUAUGUUUGAUUGAACUGCAGUGAAUUUAUAAAAUAUUCUAGUCUUGUUCUUCCAUAGUUUACCCUCGUUUUUGAUUUUACGGACUUUGAAAAAUAUCAGUUAGUGCCAUAUACAGCUCCAACAUGUUCAGCGACUCAUUCGAGAGGCGGCUGAUCCAGCAAUGCAGCCCCGUCAGCAGGAAAUCACUGGUCAUGAGGUCCGAGAGGAUGGACAGGUUCGUCCCACUCCGGCGGGGGCAGAACUGGCAGACCAGCUUUCAAGCAAAAGGCAAAGGCGCAGAGAACCAGCCACCAAAAUCGCAGAGAGACGCCAACAGCGACAGCCCAGGCGGCGGUCGCGACUACCAAGUGUACGGCUGUCUCCUGCGCAACGAGCUGCUGGGCACACAGAUCGAGGAGCUGAGGGGCCCGCCGGCGAACAGGACGGAGGGGAACCGGACGGCGCUCCGGCCGGUGAAGGACCUCAAGGGAUACAUGCCGCCUGUGUACAGCUUCAGCUCGCCUGUCAAGAAAGAGGACACAAUAAACACGCCGCCACACAACCUCUCAGCCAUAUCCACGCCCUCACAGAAGCUACUAUGGGCGCCCAGGAAGACCAUGCGCAAGAUCUCACGGAUACCGUUCAAAGUGCUAGACGCGCCAGAACUACAGGACGAUUUCUACUUGAACCUGGUGGACUGGUCUGCGCAGAAUGUGCUCAGUGUCGGUCUUGGCAGCUGUGUGUAUCUGUGGAACGCGUGCACCAGCCAGGUGACGAGGCUUUGCGACCUCUCAUCAGAAGGCAACGCAGUGACGUCAGUAUCGUGGAGUGAGCGAGGCAGCAUCGUCGCCGUCGGCACACAGAAGGGACACAUCAGCGUAUGGGAUGUCGCUGUCAACAAAGAGGUAUCAAAACUGCACGGACAUUCAGCGAGGGUCGGUGCUCUAGCGUGGAACGGCGAUGUCCUCAGUUCGGGUUCGCGGGAUCGGUACAUCAGGCAACGGGAUACAAGGACGCCGCAAGUGAACACAGCGGUCCGGGUGCUCCAAGGCCACCGGCAGGAGGUGUGCGGGCUCAAGUGGUCUCCCGACGGUCUCUCGCUGGCGUCCGGUGGCAACGACAACAAACUACUCAUCUGGUCACUGCAUUCGUCGACUCCAGUGCAAACGUACUCGUCGCACGUGGCCGCGGUGAAGGCGAUCGCGUGGUCGCCGCACCAGCACGGGCUGCUCGCGUCCGGCGGCGGCACCGCGGACCGGUGCAUACGCUUCUGGAACACGCUCACCGGCCAGCCCAUGCAGUACGUCGACACUGGUUCACAAGUGUGCAACCUAGCGUGGUCGAAGCACUCGAGCGAACUGGUGUCGACGCACGGUUACUCGCAGAAUCAGAUACUAGUAUGGAAGUAUCCUUCGCUCACACAGGUAGCAAAACUAACCGGUCAUUCGUACCGCGUCCUCUACCUGGCUCUAUCGCCCGACGGCGAAGCUAUCGUCACCGGCGCCGGCGACGAAACGCUGCGAUUCUGGAACGUUUUCUCCAAAUCCCCGUCACACCGCGAGCGACAGAGCGUGCUUAACCUACAUACUUCGCUCAGAUAAGCCACAGACUAAAAUAUUAUUAUAGCGGCCGAGUGACAAUCUGCACGAUAAAGGUAACUGCAGACUAGUUUCAAACUAGUCUGUGGACAAUGUGCGUGACAAACAGUGAUGUGCGAAUCGUAGUGCCACAGACAAGAUGUCCAUAGACAAUGUGUCGGUGUUAGUCUUAUAGUGCAUUUAAGGUUUUAAACAUGGCUAAGGCUUAGUACUGUCCACUGUCAAGCAGAGGUAGCUAUUAGUGAGAUUGAUAUAGAUACCAAUGGUAUAGUAUUUUUGCGGAUAGCUGUCUCUUGCUUUACAUGUAAGUAGGACUGUGGGUACUAGGUUUAAAGGUCACAGUGCACGUAAAAUGCGAGUGUUGUCGACCUUAUCGAAUAGCAUACUGCUAACUGCUAACACAGAUGUGAAUUCAAAGUGCUAAAAAUAUGUAUACACCUUAAUGUACAGGCAAUAAAAUUUUUAUUCACAGCUGUGUUGUUGACUGUACAUAGUGGCGGCCAAUAUUGAGAC